CUCCGACAUUUGAAUUUAACCUGGUAGAAUUUGCCGGAAAAGUUUCACCAGAAAGAUGAGCAAGGAACAGCCACGUCGGCCCCAACCAGAGUCGGUGAAGUAUGGCGACGUCUUCGAAGUCUCCGGCGACCUCGCCAACAAGCCAAUCGCGCCGCAAGAUGCUGCCAUGAUGCAGAGUGCUGAAACCAGAGUUAUUGGGCGGACGCAGAAGGGCGGACCGGCUGCCGUCAUGGAGUCGGCAGCGAUGGUCAACGAGAGAGCUGGUGUUGUUGGCCAUGGCGAUGUCACGGACGUCGCCGGAGACAGGGGUGUCGCCGUCACCGCCACCAACUACCCCGGUGCCCGCAUUGUUACGGAGGCAGUUGCCGGACAGGUUGUAGGGCGAAACUACCAGCCUACGCCAGUACAGAAAAACCCGGCGGCAGCCUCUGUCGAGGCUCAGAUGACCAUAGGCGAGGCACUGGAAGCCGCGGCUUACACAGCCGGUGACAGGCCGGUGGACCAGAGCGACGCCGCUGCCAUCCAGGCAGCAGAGGUGAGAGCCACUGGCACAAACGUUAUAACCCCUGGCGGAGUAGCGGCUUUGGCACAGUCGGCGGCUUCCAUCAACGCCAGUCUGAACCGUGAGGAGGACAAGAUCAAGCUCACCGAUGUUCUCCGGGGUGCAAUUGAGAGGCUGCCGGCGGACAAGGCGGCGACGAGGGAGGAUGCGGAGGGGGUGGUGAGUGCGGAGGUGAGGAACAAACCCGACUUGACGACGCGUCCCGGCGGAGUGGCUGCGUCGGUGGCGGCAGCCGCCAGACUGAAUAAAGGUGGAGCUAUCUGAACUAAUCAUGAGAAGGGUUUUCUGGGGAAGUAUCUAUUACGUAGACGAAGAUAAUAAUGUUGUGUUUAUGGUUACGGCUCUUGUAUGGUUCAGCCUGCGAGGAGCGUGAAGAGAGGCCGGACAUUGUGUUCUUUUUCCCUUUUUUUGUCCUUCGGGAAGGAUGUAAAACAAAAUAAACAAAUAAAGGCUGGUUGUUGCUGCCACACA
Diospyros lotus (date-plum) is the source of this 1033-nucleotide messenger RNA. RefSeq names its product late embryogenesis abundant protein D-34-like. The coding region runs from base 56 to 826 and encodes 256 amino acids. Lineage: Eukaryota; Viridiplantae; Streptophyta; Magnoliopsida; Ericales; Ebenaceae. The transcript is spliced from 3 exons. The record is from RefSeq and is a predicted model, not a curated record.